AUGGCGAUAUACUAUUAUUUGAAGAUGAAUUACACUGCAAAUCUCACUAACGCUGAUGAACACGUUUUAUUCAAUGAUUCUUCGAAUGUGAAGCACCUGACUUUGCCCAAUGGGUGGCUCAUAGCAUCGGCUGUGAUGUGUGUCGCAACUUGCAUGUUCGGUACCUUCUUCAACGUCUCCGUUUGUGUAAUAGUUGGGAAAAGUAGACAGCUCCACACGCCUGCUAACAACCAGCUUGUUGCCCUGGCUAUAUCAGACCUGUUGAAUGCAACAAUCACAUCUCCGUUAUGGAUCUACAGAACUAUAGUCGGUACUGCGGCACCAGAUGGUCCAGAUUACAUAGUAUGUCUAGCACAGAUUUUCAUCUCUCAAUUCACCUUAACGGCUACUAUCGUACAACUUGCAACACUGAGUCUUACUCGCGCUUUGGGCAUCAGUGGCAAGUUCAGCCGAUCCACCCUCAGAUGUGCCAUAUAUUUUCAAAUCUUCUUCAGUUACCUUUUGGCGACUUGUGUAGCAUCAUUGAAGACUGUUUCCGGACCAGCAUUUUCGUGUUUGCAGUUCGCUGAGGGUGGACCAGGUGUGAGUCGUACACGAUCUGCAAUAGUUGUAGUGUUUUCAUUGAGCGCGAUGAUAAUUAUCACAUCAUAUGUUUUCAUAAUUGUUUUUACUCUCCACCACCGGAACAGUGUCCAGCCAUAUAUCGAAAAUCAGGGAAACGCUUCUUCUAAAAUAGACAUCACAACUACUGGAAUAUGCAGUGUGUUGAUUUUAAGUUUUGCGUUCCUUUACAUGAUUGGUCCAUUCAUGGUGGGUUUGAACUUGAUAGGUGUUAUUGCAUAUGAUAAUGGCAGGUCUUAUUGGGCGUUAUCGCUCCUGACAUUCGGCAGUAUGAUAAACCCCAUCAUUUACACACUUAUGUCGAGAAAAUUUCGAAAAAUUAUUCGCGAUGUGUAUAAGAUUUACCACACAAGAGUAUCAGUAACUUCCAAUACCACUGCCGCAACGCGAGAGAUUAAUGUAUUGAACGCAUGA
Saccoglossus kowalevskii is the source of this 1035-nucleotide messenger RNA. Its product is annotated as neuromedin-U receptor 2-like. Gene Ontology annotation, biological process: G protein-coupled receptor signaling pathway. Gene Ontology annotation, molecular function: C-C chemokine receptor activity. Gene Ontology annotation, cellular component: plasma membrane. The record is from RefSeq and is a predicted model, not a curated record. NCBI's taxonomy places the organism in Eukaryota, Metazoa, Hemichordata, Enteropneusta, Harrimaniidae.